AUGCCCAAAUCCUGCUGUUCCUCUUGCAGCCAGCCUUCCUGCUGCAGGUCCACCUGCAGUAAGUCAACUAGUGUGACUAGCUGCUGCCAGCCCUGCUGCCAGCCAAGCUGCUGUGAAACUACCUGUUGCAAGACUACCUGCUGUAAGCCAAAAUGUGUAGCCAGCUGCUGUAGCACACCCAGCUGCUGUAAAACGACUUGCUGCAAGAGCACCUGCUGUAAGCCAACCUGUGUAACCAGUUGCAGCUGCACACCCAGCUGCUGUGAAAGCAGCUGCUGCAAGAGCACCUGCUGUAAGCCAUCCUGUGUAACCAGCUGCAGCUGCACACCCAGCUGCUGUGAAACCAGCUGCUGCAAGAGCACCUGCGGUAAGCCAACCUGUGUAACCAGCUGCAGCUGCACACCCAGCUGCUGUGAAACCAGCUGCUGUGAGAGCACAUGCUGUAAGCCAACCUGUGUAACCAGCUGCAACUGCACACCCAGCUGCUGUAAAACCAGCUGCUGCAAGAGCACCUGCUGUAAGCCAACCUGUGAAACCAGCUGCAGCUGCACACCCAGCUGCUGUGAAACCAGCUGCUGCGAGAGCACCUGCUAUAAGCCAUCCUGUGUAACCAGCUGCAGCUGCACACCCAGCUGCUGUAAAACCAGCUGCUGCAAGAGCACCUGCUGUGAUCCAACCUGUGUAACCAGCUGCAGCUGCACACCCAGCUGCUGUGAAACCAGCUGCUGCAAGAGCACCUGCUGUGAUCCAACCUGUGUAACCAGCUGCAGCUGCACACCCAGCUGCUGUAAAACCAGCUGCUGCAAGAGCACCUGCUGCAAACCAACCUGUGUAACCAGCUGCUGCACACCCACCUGCUGUAAAACCACCUAUUGCAAGACCACCUGCUGCAAGCCAACCUAUGUAACCAGCUGCUGCUGUACACCCAGCUGCUGUAAAACCACCUGCUGUAAGCCAACCUGUGUAACCAGCUGUUGCUGUACCCCUAGCUGCUGUAAAACCACCUGCUGCAAGACCACCAACUGUAAGCUGUUGACCGAGGUUUUCUACCCUGCCCAGUUCCCAUAA
This is a messenger RNA of Microtus oregoni (creeping vole), 1068 nucleotides long. RefSeq names its product keratin-associated protein 4-12-like. The transcript has a single exon. Gene Ontology annotation, cellular component: keratin filament. The record is from RefSeq and is a predicted model, not a curated record. Lineage: Eukaryota; Metazoa; Chordata; Mammalia; Rodentia; Cricetidae. Bases 1 to 1068 code for a protein of 355 amino acids.